Neurospora hispaniola is the source of this 896-nucleotide messenger RNA. RefSeq lists its product as uncharacterized. Lineage: Eukaryota; Fungi; Ascomycota; Sordariomycetes; Sordariales; Sordariaceae. The coding region runs from base 164 to 697 and encodes 177 amino acids. The transcript has a single exon. The record is from RefSeq and is a predicted model, not a curated record.
CCAACAGGCAGGAACAAAAAAAAGGUAAUCAUCGAUUUUUGCGUCAAAUGACCAGUGACCCGUUAAUUUGCUCUUUCCCCCCGGAGAGGAAAUUGGGACUUUGGUUACGCGCCUUGGGGAACUUGGCUAGCGUGCAUGUAGCGAUGCCGUGAAAGCCCAGAAGAUGCACAAUGUCAUGCGGAUUGCCUGUACUGAAGAAGGGACCAGCAGUCGCCCUUCUUGCUUUGUCUCCACGUUCGGAAACUUCCACGAUGCUGUUCUCUGGGGUGGGCAACUCCCUGGCGUCGUCAGGAUCUACAGCAUUGACACUACAAAGCUUCCUCCGAUAGCCUUCGUACAUGUAUUCCGCCCUUCCGACUUCAACAUGUUCUGGCGCAAGGACGAGUACUUGUUCCUCCACCAAAUUCCGGAGCGUGGUAUUGCAUGCUUCGUUGUCUUGCGAGGGGGACCGUUUCUCUGUUAUAGUUCGCAAGACCCGAAACAGGCAUUCUGCGCCAUCUCAUGGUCAACUAACGAGCGCCCAGAAACCAUGACUUCUUUCGCCGACGGCUACUCUUCACCUGCGAGGGGAAUAUAUAACAACGGUUACUCUCAACGUCCCUGCGGAUAUAUGGGCGUCUCCAACUCCAACUACACUGAACGAUACCCAGCUCUGACGCAAGCGCCAUAUAGGCGCCAAGGUACCAACUACUGGUAGCAAGAGACCCGACUCUGGCCAACCUAUACUAGGACGUAGACGUCCAGUACCUAGCCAGUUGAAGAAACUCCAAAUCCGUCCAGCGGACGUGUUGGGCACUACAAGUAACAGUGAGGCGCCAGAAUCUCUCGUUGGCCGGUAGCCUCCCAAGGGCACCGUUAACCCCGAGCCGAAUAAGGAAACACACUGGGAAGGAAGG